AGUCUGCGGGCAGCGCUGCGCCGGCGAUCGGCUUAUUCCGCUGAUCCGCAUCGCUGUGCCCAUGGGGCAGCAGCUCCGGUCCCCCCCGUCACCGCCGAGAAGCGCGGUAGCGCGGUGAGUAAGAGCGGAGCAGGGAGGGGGCGGCGCCGGUACUGGAGCGCUGCCGGGGGUGGGGAGCGCGGGUCCCGCCGAGUCCGGGAGCUCGGAGGGAGCCCCAGAGCCGCGCAGGCUGGGAUGGAGGAGGAGGAGGAGGAGGAGGAGAGCUGCUCCGGCAGUGGGGCCGUCUCCGCCUGCCCGUGCGCGGUGCAUCGGGAGGUCGUGGUGACAGCUGGUGCCUUCCUCACAGACCUGGACGACUUCCCCACAGCCGGCAUGGGCAGCCCACAGCUCCCUGUCUCAGCACCAGGGCGAUGAGGAGCCAUCUGCUGGCCUAGCAGGAGGAUUUUUGUGCUUUUCUUACAAUUUUUUAUUACCUGAACCCUGUGAGAUUUCAUGUGAAAACGCUUCCUGCAGCCUCACAGCUGUGAGCCCCGUGGGCUGGAAGCGGUGGACCUCCCUCUGUGGCCAGGCCAGCAGGAGAAUCGUACCCCGGGCUGCCCCGCAGGCGUGGGGCCCGGCCCCACAGCAUUCCCAGCCAGCGUGGCUCAGGCUUCUCCCCUCAGCUCUCCCACCAGCGGAUCGGAGGCCUGCGGUCCACACGCCGCCAUGGCGGCCAAGCAGCCCCCGCCGCUGAUGAAGAAGCACAGCCAGACCGACCUGGUGAGCAGGUUGAAGACACGCAAGAUCCUGGGGGUCGGUGGCGAGGAUGAUGAUGGCGAGGUCCAUCGCUCCAAGAUUAGCCAAGUCCUGGGAAAUGAAAUCAAGUUUGCUGUCCGGGAACCCUUGGGGCUCAGGGUCUGGCAGCUGGUUUCCGCCGUCAUGUUUUCCGGGGUGGCCAUCAUGGCCCUGGCUUUUCCUGAUCAGCUCUACGAUGCCAUCUUCAAUGAGGAGUCAGUGAGCAGCAAGACCCCCAUCCGGCUCUAUGGAGGAGCCCUCCUCAGCAUCUCACUCAUCAUGUGGAACGCUCUAUACACGGCUGAGAAAGUCAUCAUCCGCUGGACCCUGCUGACAGAGGCAUGCUACUUUGCCGUGCAGUUCCUAGUUACCACGGUCUCCCUGGUCGAGAGCAGCCGAAUGGCCACGGGUGCUGUGCUCCUCCUGGUCAGCCGAGUCUUCUUUGUUCUCAUCAGCAUUUAUUAUUAUUACCAAGUUGGACGCCGUCCCAAGAAAGUCUAAUUCCUGGGCUUUUUGUCAUGGGAAGGGUGGGAGGGGGGGGUUUGUGUCGGUAAUUUUGCAUUAUAACUUUUCUUUUGUUAGUCCCUUUUUGUUAUAAAGUGAUUUACUUCUUUUCCACUUACCGGCAUGAAUCAGUGUGUAACCCGGUGCUGGUGGCAUUGCCAGGUGAUGUGUGGGGAGAGCAGCGUCCUGUGGGCCCCCCAGCAGCCCCUCUGCAGGAGGCAGGUGAAAAGCAUGAGGUGGGCUCAGGGAGGCCUAGGGGGCUCAGGGAAAGGAGCCGAGUUCCUGGAGAACUGGCCGAUGGGACUGUAGGCUCUGAAACCCUUAAACAAAGCACAAAACAAGAAACCAAAUCCCUGUCCAGUGAAGGACUCGUCUGCUCCCCUCGGUGAGUCCCACGUGUGCCUCUUGGCAUGCAUCCUCGUGUGCCUGGCCCAUGUCCUUGUUAGCACGUGCUGACAGCUUGCCUGGCUGGGAGCUGGUUGGGGGUCAGUGCUGUUGAGUUUGCAGACAGCUGUUCUUUCCUCGCUGCUGGAGAUGCCAGCCCUGGUUUUAUUUUUGCACUGGGUGCUUGCAAAGCUUGGCAGGAGACGCAGCAAAAGAAACUCUUUGCUUGUUCUCUGUGUAGGGAUAGCACUGGGAACAGCGGCACGGCUUGAACUAUACUGGGUGAGAAAUAAAGUGAAGCUACUGGAAAAAGCCUGUUGAGCACAGACAUCCCUUUGCGUGGGAUGUUUCAUGACGUUCCUAGGCCAGCAUCCUGUCUCCUUCAUCCCAGAACGCUUCCUACAGCUGCAGCUUCACAGUAGCUUUGGUAGUGGUGGCUGUGAGGUAGAGGGGAUGAGGCUUUAGUUAAGUGAGGACUGGAGUCUGCUGUAAGAGCAGUGAGCUUGUCGGACCAAAGCUUGUCCCACUGAGGUGCUUUAGGAUACCCUUUAACUGCUACAAAGAACAGCACGGAUGGAAGGGCAUAUGAAGGCGUUAUUGUCAAUUAGGGAAGGACUGAAUGUGCUAUAGUGUUUGCUGGCCAGUUUCUCUUACAUCAUCUCCUGGGCUUAACAGCAUUGGCUGCCCAACUUCUUAGUGCUUUCCUUGUAGAUUAUUCCCUGUCCACAACUGGAGGCCGCACUGUUGUUCUCUGGGGGACUGAAGCCAGAAGGGCUGCACACAGGAUAUGAACUUACGGGCUACUGCUGGCAGGAUCACAGCGAGCCCUGGAACUGAGCUGACAUCCCAAAGUCCCAGUAGAAGGAUGCCUACACAAACAGUGCUUGUGUGACCAGCAGACCUCAGAUCAUUGGUGAGACAGGGAACUACAGCUGUUUGCUGUCUGGUACCUUCGUAGAGUUAGAAGAAGCUAGUGGGUAGUUACUGUAUGGUGUGUUUGUGUUGUUGGCGUUUAGAAGCAGCUGCCUCAGUGUUGGAAUACUGGAUGUGUUGCACCUGUUGGCCAUGCAAAGUGUCAGGUAAGAGCACUGGGAGUAGCUGAACCAGGAAACAUUGCAACUGUAACUUUGCUCUACAGAUUAAUCCAAGGCAGAGGCAACAUCCAGCAGCAGGCUGAAUGCUGGAGCUUCCCACCCUGCCAAGCUGCUUUCUGCAUGUCCAAAACAGGACAGCGAGCAAUUAAAAUUUCUAUUUAAGAGCAGCCUUCCUGUUCAGGUGGAAGAGUUAGGCUCUGGGAGGGAAACCAUCUCCCUGUGAGGCAGGAAAUAAUGACAUGCAGCCCCGAGGGCAGCGCAGAGCUGGUGGGAGAGCUGGAAGGUGGCAGCCACAGCUGCUGCUCCCACCCUGUGCACCGGUCGCGUGGGCAGCACAGUGCACACAGCCCAGUGCUGCAGCUGCAGUUGUUGGUAUAGGUAAGUGAAGCGUGAGUCUUUGUGUUUUGGGGUCACAUGAAUGUAUACACAGACUGAUCGUUGGGUUUAGGGGGUGGGAAAUAGCAGUUCUAGGAAAGACAAGUAAAACUGACCAAACCAAGAGCAAUCUUGUAGAGGAGGAAAUGGCCUUCUUCAUGCUGUCCUCUCCCCUUCACUUUGGCAGCAGACCGAGGAUCUUAGUCGCGUAGUGACUUUGGGGCUGUGGCUGGCUGCCUGAUCAGGGUACCUGGAAAUGCCAACUAGCAGGUGAGAGAAAGGAGUCAGUGCGCUAUGUAUGCGAGAACAGCUUUCUUAGGACUUCUUGAUGGUUAAAGUAGAUAGGGGCAUGGUCAAAGCUUUCCAAUAGAGCUUUACAUCAGGUGAGGUCAGAUUCCUCUUUAGUUCCCUGUUGUCUCUGCAAGACUUAGAGCAGAGAGCCACUUCUGGUAUUGCCAUUUCAUGUCUAUCUUCAGUGCAGCCAGAAAUCAACUGUGGUUGUUUGUCUUCGGUGAUACGACUGGGGGGGAAAAAGGGAAGGGAGCGCUAAAGCUUUUGUAUUGUGUCCCUAAGGAUAGCAGCGCUGGGAUCAUGACUGCGGGUAGCAGCUGAGUACAUAAUUUGGGAUCAAAAGCCUGAGGCGUUGCUUCAGGCUCUGAUAUGCUGAGAGAAGAUCUCCAUUGGCCUCAGUUUCCUUAUCUGUUGAAGUGUGAGAAAAGCUUUGGACUGAAGUCACCUCCCCAGGGACAGCUUGCAAUUCACCUGCUUGCAUGUGUGUAGCUCCAGGCAGGGCUGCAGGCCACACUCCCCAAGGGCUGUGCUCUGAGCAGGCACAGGCAGGACUGACACUGUUCCAUGGGGGAGACCCAAACCCUUGCAUUCCUCGAGCCCUCGCUUUUGAGGGUGAAGAAAGCUUACAUUUACGGAACUCUCUGCAUCGCCUUAUUUACGCCUAACCACCAUCUGGCAAACUGGAGCUGGUGACAAAAGAGAGGCUGUCUGUCUGUCUGUCCUAAGUUGGCCAAUUCUUUCUGGUCAAGGGUUUUUACUUGGGGGGAAGGGGAGAAUGGGACACUUGAGUUUAUACCUCAUUUUGGCUGCUGUAACUGACUUUAUUCUUUUUCCUUUGGUAAGAAAGUGACUGUACUUAACACCAAGCAAGUAGUGAAAAUUAAAGCUGUUUCACUUCACUGUCACAAUAUCUUUCUUUUAUUUUUUACUUUUUUUUUUUUUUUUUUUUAAGAAACGCACACAAAAACCGUGCAGAAUGCUUCAGCCUUGUGUUCUGGUUUAUAUUACCCCCAAAAAUUCCUUUCAAUAUAAAAAAGCAUUACAGUAGGGAAUACAGGAUAAAUUAGCUCCACUAUCUAAUAAAAAGAACAUUUACAGGUUUGUUUUUUUUUAAAAUAGAUUUCCAACAUCAUUAUUUCACACGCAGCCCUUUUCCCAGGCAUUUGCGACAGUCGUUUGAGCAUUAAAUAACAGCUGGGGGCAGGGAUGGGGGGCUGCUCUCCACCGUUCCCCCCAAGGUGCGUGGGCUGUGCUCACCGCACUGCAGCCAGGCAGCCACAGCCCCCUCUGCUCUGCAGCCCGAGCCCCUGACCCCCCCCCAGAUUCACCAGAGCUGCUAAAAACAAAUACAAAAAUACAGCUGCUUCUCCUGCCUACUGCUCUGAAAAGAGAAAAACUACUGUACAACAGAGGGGGUGGCCACAUUACCAUUAGACAAAAACAACAAAUCCACAUGCUUUGCCAUACAACAGGAGUAUGCCUUCUGUGCUCGCUUGUUCAUUAACUGCCCCUGGGAUCAAUUCCUUGUGCCUGUUGCCUACUUCUACAGGCACUCUCAGGCUUGCCCUCAUCUCUACAACGAUUCCCAUUUCUCAUUCAAAUGUGCUGCCUGGCCUUUGCGGUGGUGUCAAGUUGUGCUCCCAGUGGCACAGCUGAGGAGAGUUGAAGUCUUAAUCCAGAAGAGAGCGGUGGGGGAUCUGAGAAGGUAGGAGAGGGGAAACAACUGCACAAAGACCAGAUUAGAAGAAUAAAGAGAUCUUUUGAAGGUGUAGGGACAAGUGAUAGGGAGAGAGGGAAUGUGAGCUAAAACCAAAGAAAACAGUAUAGAACUGGGAAAGCCAAAAGGGAAAUAAGCCUGCAGCGAUCCUACCUCAGCCUUCUGAAGUAUUUCUGCCUCUUGCUCACCUCUAUCCAAACUGCCAUCUCUGCUCACGGGGUCGUUCCUCCCCUGUGAGUGGCUCUUUCAGAACAGCCACUGACACCAGCUCCUGAAGCACAGGUACAACAGCUACGCUUCCUUCUCUCUGUUUGAGUUUGGCUCCGGUGCGGUGUCCCAUUCCCUGCAAGACCAGCGGAUGCAACAGACUUUUCCUAUCUUAAGAGCAGCAGCUGCUGUUUGGUGAAAAUACUGCUGGUUUUGGCUAGCAAAACUGUUUUCCUUCAUUAAACGACAGGCCAGAAUUUAAUGCUAAAAUGCACCAUUAAAUACAGGUCCAGAGGGGAAAGCAUUCAGAAAUGCUUUCCAUGAAGUUUAAUGUAACGUCUGAGGCCACUCAGCAAUCCUGGCCUCACACUCUGCUGCUGGAAUAUGCUGAUGCAGUGCAGGUGGGCUGCUGCUCUACCUGCCCCAGCCCUCUCCUGCUUUUCUUAAAUGAAGCCUGGAAAAACUGUAUGGCCUUCUUUCCCAUUGCUUCGUAUCCCAAUUCUCCAGCCAGGAUAUUUAACCAGGGUCUUUGUUUAUUAUGGACCACUCUUUCUUCUGCUUUCCUUCCUGCCUUGCAGCCUGUGCAUCCAUUCACUUGCAUCUGCAUGGUGGACACAGACCCCAUGGUGUAAGGAAUGGCUAAAGCAUACCUGCUGCCAAGCCAGGGCAGGAGGCUGCUGCUUGGCUCCUCACUGCUGCCUUCUUCCCCCUUUACUUCCUUGGCAGUGGCUACAGCUUUUGGAUGAGCUGGUUUAACCCUAUAUAAAAGUGCACCUUAAUCUAAGACUGAAGAAAGA
Gallus gallus (chicken) is the source of this 6143-nucleotide messenger RNA. RefSeq names its product tumor protein p53 inducible protein 11 (gene TP53I11). Bases 706 to 1275 code for a protein of 189 amino acids. The transcript is spliced from 7 exons. NCBI's taxonomy places the organism in Eukaryota, Metazoa, Chordata, Aves, Galliformes, Phasianidae. The record is from RefSeq and is a predicted model, not a curated record.